GAAAAACCAGGAAAAAUCUUCUUAUUGGACAUGGAUGUACGUUGGGGAUUCAAUCGGUUCAAAUUCAGGAUGAUGUUCAUGCUGGUUUGUUCACUGUUAGAUCAGAAUAUGAGCUUUUCCUUGUCUUUGAACAGUGAAGGUUUGGCUCUGCUGAGGUUGAGAGAGAGAGUGGUCAUCGACCCUUUUGGUGGUUUAUCAAACUGGAAGGAAAAUGAUGGAGAUAUUGAUCCGUGUUCUUGGUUCGGGGUCGAGUGCUCCGAUGGGAAUGUAGUCAUUCUAGACUUGAAAGAUCUUCGCCUUAUUGGGAGCUUGGGACCUGAAGUUGGGAAGCUCGGGUAUUUAAAAUCUUUAAUAUUGCGCAACAAUUCUUUCUCAGGAAGCAUUCCUAAAGAAAUCGGGGAAUUGAGGGAGCUUGAGGUGUUGGAUUUAGGAUACAAUAACUUUAGUGGACCAUUUCCACCUGGACUGGGCAAUAAUCUUUCCUUGACAACACUAGUACUCGACAACAAUGAAUUUCUUGGCAGCUUACCACCCGAGUUAUAUGAGGUUCAGAUGCUUUCUGAGUUUCAAGUUGAUGAGAAUCAGCUAAAUAAUAUUGCAGCUGUUAGUCCAUCCUAUAAAAACGGAGAUUUUCCACAGAAAACUGCCCAGCCAAGAGUUGUACCUCUCGGGAGGCGGCUGCAGCAGUUGGUAGAUCUCUCCAAGGCACACAAAUCUAACAGAAGAGCUUCCCGGCAGUCUGUUGGUGGACCACCAACAGUUGCAGCUAAUCAUCUCUCUUCCCCUUCAAUCUCACCUUCACCAUCACCAUUGUCUCCGUUUGUAUCUCCUUUGGGCUCACCAUUUUCGUCUCCAUCGCCAUCCCCCUCCAAUAACUUUCUGACUCCAUCUUCACCUUCACCUGCAUUAGCACCAACUCCAGCUUUAUCACUUCCAGUAGAUCAACCAGUAUAUAUCUCUGAACCACCACAAUCACACAGUGCCCCAACCGAUUCCCCUGCUUCAACUCCAAGCCAAAUAGCAGAUGAGAGGACUGAUUCAAAACAUCAUAUGGUUCUAAUUUUGAUUGCAACUAUAGGGGGUUCGUUGUUUGUUUUGGUUUCGGUCCUCGGCAUAUUCCUCUUUCGAAGCAGUAAGGUGGUUACUGUCAAACCUUGGGCCACAGGAUUGAGUGGGCAGCUGCAGAAGGCAUUUGUAACAGGUGUACCAAAGCUCAAGCGAUCAGAACUUGAAGCAGCUUGUGAGGAUUUCAGCAAUAUAAUUGGUACCUUCUCCGAUGGCACAGUUUACAAGGGAACUUUAUCAAGUGGGGUUGAAAUAGCCGUAACAUCAACUGCGGUUGCAUCUCGUGAAGAUUGGUCAAGGAAUUUAGAAACACAAUUUAGAAACAAGGUAGAUGCUUUGUCUAAAGUGAACCACAAGAAUUUUGUGAACCUCAUAGGCUAUUGCGAAGAAAAUGUGCGUUUCACAAGAAUGAUGGUUUUUGAGUAUGCUCCCAAUGGAACACUCUUUGAACAUCUACACAUACGAGAAGCCGAGCACUUGGACUGGGGAAUGCGACUAAGAAUAGCCAUGGGAAUAGCGUACUGCCUUGAGCACAUGCAUCAGCUAACUCCCCCUAUAGCACACCGAAACCUGCAGUCUUGCACAGUGUAUCUGACUGAAGACUAUGCUGCCAAAAUAUCUGAUUUCAGCUUCUUGACUAAUGCUACAGCUGCCAAGGUGGGAUCAGCUACCAUGGAGGUCUUAGAAUCUCAAACAGUAGAUGCAGAAAGCAACGUUUAUAGCUUCGGUGUAAUAUUGUUUGAAAUGAUAACUGGUAGGAUCCCAUAUUCGGUAGACAGUGGCUGUGUUGCAGACUGGGCCUCGGAUUACUUGAAAAAGGAUCAACACUUGAAAGAAACGGUAGAUCCAACUCUUAAAUCUUUCAAAGAAGAUGAGCUGGAGAGCUUGUUUGAAGUGAUCAAAACAUGUGUUAAUCUUGAUCCAAGAGAGAGACCAACAAUGAGAGAAAUUUCAGCCAAGUUAAAAGAGAUAACAGCAGUGGGACCUGAUGGUGCAACGCCAAAACUCUCUCCCCUUUGGUGGGCUGAGCUGGAAAUAUUGUCCACAGAAGCAAGUUGAUCAGUGAAGUUGAAACCUGAAUAAACUUAUUUUUUUCCCCUGCCUUUUUAUUAUUGUGUUGCUCCUAAGCAGUGGAGUGUCGGGUAGAGGUGCUUUCAAUAAUCCAAUGCCUUGUACGAUAAAUGAUUUUUCUUUUUUUGUAUAUAGUUGAGAGACGAAGCGUUGUGAGUAAACCUUGGCCUGUUUGCAUAAAUAUUCCUGUCAUUCGUUUUGCAUAAAUAAUGGUUGAUAAAUCAUAAAUGUAUGCAUUCGAGGAUAUUACCAGUUCAA
Messenger RNA from Hibiscus syriacus, 2394 nucleotides. Its product is annotated as inactive receptor-like serine/threonine-protein kinase At2g40270. The coding region runs from base 31 to 2124 and encodes 697 amino acids. The transcript has 11 exons. Gene Ontology annotation, molecular function: ATP binding; protein kinase activity; protein binding. The record is from RefSeq and is a predicted model, not a curated record. Lineage: Eukaryota; Viridiplantae; Streptophyta; Magnoliopsida; Malvales; Malvaceae. Gene Ontology annotation, biological process: protein phosphorylation.